AAUCACGUGAGCCGGGUCCAAGAUGGCGGCGGGGGUGGCCGGGUGGGGGGUUGAAGCAGAAGAGUUCGAGGAUGCACCUGAUGUGGAGCCGCUGGAACCCACGCUUAGCAAUAUCAUCGAGCAGCGUAGCCUUAAGUGGAUCUUCGUCGGGGGCAAGGGUGGCGUUGGUAAGACCACCUGCAGCUGCAGCCUGGCAGUCCAGCUGUCGAAGGGACGUGAGAGUGUUCUGAUCAUUUCCACAGACCCAGCUCACAACAUCUCAGAUGCUUUUGACCAGAAGUUCUCCAAGGUGCCUACCAAGGUCAAAGGCUAUGACAACCUCUUUGCUAUGGUUAAACCACUGAUGGGACAGACCCGGGAUCCUAUGUGGUUGGAGCCCUACAUGGGCUUCCUCUGGCCUGCACCUAGGAGUUGAGGCCCCCUCUGGGAGUCCGUCAUCGCAGCAGCCUGAGUCUGGUCCCCUCGGCCCCCAGGAGAUAGACCCCAGCCUGGGCGUUGCAGAGCUCCCCGACGAGUUCUUCGAGGAAGACAACAUGCUGAGCAUGGGCAAGAAGAUGAUGCAGGAGGCCAUGAGCGCCUUCCCUGGCAUCGAUGAAGCCAUGAGUUAUGCUGAGGUCAUGAGGCUGGUGAAAGGCAUGAACUUCUCAGUGGUAGUGUUCGACACAGCACCCACCGGCCAUACACUCAGGCUCCUGAACUUCCCGACCAUCGUGGAGAGGGGCCUGGGCCGCCUGAUGCAGAUCAAGAACCAGAUCAGCCCCUUCAUCUCACAGAUGUGCAACAUGCUGGGCCUGGGGGACAUGAAUGCUGACCAACUGGCCUCCAAGCUAGAAGAGACGUUGCCUGUCAUCCGAUCUGUUAGCGAACAGUUCAAGGACCCUGAACAGACAACGUUCAUCUGUGUGUGCAUCGCCGAAUUCUUGUCCUUGUACGAGACGGAGCGGCUGAUCCAGGAGCUGGCUAAGUGCAAGAUCGACACCCACAACAUCAUCGUCAACCAGCUUGUCUUCCCUGACCCUGAGAAACCCUGCAAGAUGUGUGAGGCCCGACACAAGAUCCAGGCCAAGUACCUGGACCAGAUGGAAGACCUAUAUGAAGACUUUCACAUUGUAAAGCUGCCACUGUUACCUCACGAGGUUCGGGGAGCCGACAAAGUCAACACCUUCUCUGCCCUCCUCCUGGAGCCCUACAAGCCCCCCAGCACCCAGUAGCCACCCCCAUCCCUGCUGCUGCCUUCAUACCCUCCUCUUUCCCCAUGGGGCAGAGUUUGCACAAAGUCCCCCAUAAUGCAGGGGGCCACUUAGGAGGUGGGAGGGGGUCUGUUCCCCCUGGUGGGGCCUGGGGAGGCUGCAAUGCCCCCCACCUCUUCCUGCCUCACACUCCUCAAUAAAAUAAUCUUACACAGC
This is a messenger RNA of Mus musculus (house mouse), 1406 nucleotides long. It is a transcript of the gene Get3, whose product is annotated as guided entry of tail-anchored proteins factor 3, ATPase. Gene Ontology annotation, cellular component: cytoplasm; nucleolus; nucleoplasm. Bases 534 to 1211 code for a protein of 225 amino acids. NCBI's taxonomy places the organism in Eukaryota, Metazoa, Chordata, Mammalia, Rodentia, Muridae. Gene Ontology annotation, molecular function: ATP hydrolysis activity; protein carrier activity; ATP binding. The transcript is spliced from 7 exons. Gene Ontology annotation, biological process: tail-anchored membrane protein insertion into ER membrane; protein insertion into ER membrane. The record is from RefSeq and is marked validated.